Molecule: messenger RNA, 2315 nt
Organism: Daktulosphaira vitifoliae (grape phylloxera)
Lineage: Eukaryota; Metazoa; Arthropoda; Insecta; Hemiptera; Phylloxeridae
Gene: Hsepi
Product: D-glucuronyl C5-epimerase B
Exons: 10
Coding region: 275-1987 (570 amino acids)
Biological process (GO): heparan sulfate proteoglycan biosynthetic process
Cellular component (GO): Golgi apparatus
Molecular function (GO): heparosan-N-sulfate-glucuronate 5-epimerase activity
Source: RefSeq, a predicted model, not a curated record
UAUCAAUUAAAAGUAUAUAAUAACAUUUUUAUUGUAAAUUAUGUUUUCCUUUUGAAAAUAAUUUAACUAUUAUGCAUUUAUUAAUUGUUAGUAACUCGUGUGUUCCUUUUACUAAUUUGUUAAGUCAUAAAAGAGUACACUUGUAAUUUAAAUUAGGCAGCUGCAGAAGUGUUAUGAAUACAUUUUUAUGUGGUCAUUACUUAAGUUUGCUGUUUACAUCCCUAUGAUUUUAUAGAAAUACCAUAGCUACAAAUCAAAUGACUUCAAAAUAAUUAUGAGGUUAAAUAUAAGGAGUAUAAGAACAUUAUUACUGAUUGUGAUCAUAUUGAUCUCAGUUAGUGUGCUAUCACUAUGGUCGAAUUGCUCUGGACAAAAUCAUAGGCUAUUUUCAAAUAAAUUUAAACUAACUUAUGAUGCUCAGUUAGUAUAUGACAUUAAACCAAUAGAUUGUUAUAUUAAUGGAAACAACAAUAUAAUAGAUUGUCUCUUGAAUGGAGAUAUUGUUUAUGUACCAUUUUCGUUUUUAAAAAAAUACUUUGAGAUUUAUGGAAAAUUAGUUGAUACGUCUGAAAACAAAAAAGUAUUUCAUUGGUCACAUAGUUAUUCAAAAAUUUAUCAUCAAAUUGGUAAAUAUAAUCCUCGUGGAGUUUUUACAAAUUUUAAAAAUUACAAAGUGGAAGAAAGGGAUCGGGUAAAAUGUAUUAGUGCCUCAGAAGGUGUUCCUGUAUCAACACAAUGGAAUCCUCAAGGCUAUUAUUACCCAACACAAAUAGCUCAAUUUGGUUUAUCUCAUUAUAGUAAAAAUCUAACUUCAUUGGAACCUAGAGUUAAAGUAUUAGAAGAUGGACUGUUAAAUUCUAAAUGGAUUAUUCCACAUUUGUCUAAGUUACACACUACUUUUAACAUCCAAAGAAAUAGCAGUGUUUUAAAGUUCACAAGUAUUGAAGAAGAAAUAAUAAUAAAAAUUGAUAGUGAAGAAGAUUUUAUCAUUAAUUUUGAUGUGGCAUUGUCUGUUUCUACUAGUAGUAGUAUUGUUAUUACGGUAAAGGAUAUUAAAGCCUCAGAUGAGGUUUGGAAUCUUCAUUAUAUAUGUUCAAAUUCUUUCAUAUCUGCUAAGGGUCAUAAUAUAUAUCAUGGAAUACGUUGUCAUAAAGAUUUUAUUUGGAAAAAUUUAUCAAGAAACAUUCUAAUUGACUUACAAAAAGGUUUUCAUAUUUUAAAAAAGUCAACUGUAAAAAUGAUGCGUGUUAAAUAUAAAUUGUGCGACUUUAAACUUGUAGGUAUUGGGUACAUAGAUAAUCUAAUUCUAAGUUCAAGUGAUCAUAUAAAACAAUUUUAUGCUGCUGCACAUUGGUUUGUAAAACAUCAAGAUAAAAAGUCAGGAGGUUGGAGAAAUCCAGUUACUCGUAAAAUAUUUCCAUCAAUACCUCCUUUAAAACCUGGAUGGAUAUCAGCUAUGGGCCAAGGACAAGCUAUAUCAUUAUUAGCUAGAGCUUACUAUCAUUCUGGAGGAAAUGAACUUUACUUAAAGUCUGCUUAUUAUGCACUUAAACCAUUUAAAGUCCAAAGUAAAAAUGGAGGUGUAUUAGCUAAGUUUAUGGAUAUUUAUCCUUGGUACGAAGAAUAUCCAACAAUUCCUCCAAUAUUCAUUUUAAAUGGAUUUAUGUAUUCACUUAUUGGUUUAUAUGACCUUUUUAUGUUAGCUCCAAAUGGUUCUCAGAUAGCACAGGAGUCUUAUACAUUAUGGCAUGAAGGAAUGUUGUCUUUAAAACAUUUGUUACUUAUGUUUGAUAUGGGUUCAAGAUCAGCAUAUGAUCUCAGACAUUUGACACUUGAAACAUCACCAAAUAUUGCCAGGUGGGAUUACCACGCUACACAUAUUAAUCAAUUACUUUUAUUAGCUACUUUAGAUAACGCAACAGUGUUAAAAAGCACAGCUAAUAGGUGGAUUGAUUACAUGAAUGGUGCUCAUGCAUCACACAAUUGAUGUAAUGAUUUAUUUUUUAUUAUUGAUUAUUUAACCAUAUGGCUGUGAAAUAAAUAUCUGAAAUAAAUUUUAAUUACUUAAUAUUUUGUUAAAUUGUUAUUUUACUAGCAUUAUAGAUGUAUAGAAUAAAAAAAAUCUAUAAUUUACUAAUCAAAAAAUAUAACAUAUUUCAUAAUUGGAUUGUUGGAAAUUAUUAUCUAUAUAAAUUAUUUUUUUUAUUUAUCAUAGAAUAUCAAAACUCGAUUUUGACAAAUUUGAAAUCAUAUCAUCAAAUAAUUAAAUAUAAUUCGUUUAGUAAAUUUUAAAAGUAAACAUGGACAAUUUUCUU